AUGAUGUCCUCUGUGGCACCGCAGCCCCUGAAGGUGGACGCUUCAGAGAACGACCCAGACCUCCAAGCCAAGCAGCAGGCGGGGCUGCUGGCGCUCGCCGCCCGCACGCUCGCCCUUCCCCUGGGCCGCGGCGCUGCGGCGCUCGGCACGCUGCGCGCGCUGCCCGGGGAGCCGCUGCGGCCGCCGCCGCUGUGCCUGUCAGGGCUCGCGUCGGAGGCGCCGCGCUGCGUGGUCGCGCUGGACCUGGCAAAUGCAACAGCGGCUCCAGGUGCCGGCGCGGCGGCCGAGCUGACUGCCUGGCCCGAGUUCCACAAUGGCGUCGCCAGCGCCCUGAGCCUCGCGACCGUGAGCCCUGCAGCGAGCGGCGGCGGCGGGGCGGCCGGCGGCGUGUUUGGGCGCGCCUGGGUGGACGUGGCGCGGCAGGACGGCCCCAGCUAUGCGCAGGCUGGGCUGCUUAUGGCCCUGGGGCUGCGGGGCCAGCUGGAGCAGCUGACGUGGACGGACCUCUACAGGCACCUGUCCUUCCAGCACGACGCCACCACCAUCGCCGUGUGCCUCGGCAUGGCCGCCGCCAAGCGCGGCACGAUGGACGCCACUGUCGCGCGCAUGCUGUUCCUGCACCUGCCGGCGCGCCACCCCAACAGCUUCCCGGAGAUCGAGCUGUCGCCCCUGGUGCAGGCGGCGUCCCUCAUGGGCACCGGGCUCCUGUACCAGGGCAGCUGCCACCGCCUUAUGGCCGAGACGCUUCUCGAGGAGAUCGGGCGGCGGCCAGGGGUGCCGCCGCCGCCCGGCUCGGGCGCGCGCGGCGGGGCCUUCACCGGGUACGGCUGGCACGGCGCGGCCGGCGCGGGGCGCCCCGCCGGCGCGCCGCCCGCGGCGCUGCAAGGCGUCACCCACAACAGGCGCGCGCGCGCGUGCGUGCCUGCUGCUGCUCCCGAGGUUGUUGAUUUGCUGCGGGUGGAGCAGGGCGGGCUGACGGGCGGCUCGCGGCUGCACGUUUCGUCUGCGUCGGUGUCAGGGGCCGUCUAUCUUGCCGAUCCAACGCUGAAGCUCUGA
Molecule: messenger RNA, 1056 nt
Organism: Monoraphidium neglectum
Lineage: Eukaryota; Viridiplantae; Chlorophyta; Chlorophyceae; Sphaeropleales; Selenastraceae
Product: anaphase-promoting complex subunit 1
Exons: 5
Coding region: 1-1056 (351 amino acids)
Biological process (GO): protein K11-linked ubiquitination; anaphase-promoting complex-dependent catabolic process; metaphase/anaphase transition of mitotic cell cycle
Cellular component (GO): anaphase-promoting complex
Molecular function (GO): molecular adaptor activity
Source: RefSeq, a predicted model, not a curated record